UAACUAUUUUCCAUUUCAUCAGAUGUAUCCAGAAAACAUUACGCCUGAGAAUCAAGCUUUUGUAAGUGAAGUCAUUGCCAACCAGUAUUCUUCGCCGUUAAAAUCUGACCCAUGGGAGAGAGGGCAGUGGACUGAAAAAGUGCGUAGAUGUGGUGUCAUUGCUCGCAAAAUUGGAAUUUAUCCUAUGUGGAAGAAGGAUGGAACUAGACUUUUAACAACCUUACUUCAGGUAUCAGAUAAUCACGUGAUAAAAUAUAUUCCUCCAGAAGAAAUGGCUACUAGCUACUUUAACAAGAGAACUGGUAAUGUCGCUGGUCUUGUUGUUGGUGCAGAUUCAAUAGACCCAAGGGAGGCAACGAAGGAAUUUCAGUCCCUGUUUGUUGAAUCUGGUGUUUUGCCCAAAAGAAAGGAAAAUCGUCCAAGUUUGUCAUCAGUCCAAGUGCAAAGUUAGCGCGGGUACCCCGCUGUAU
Molecule: messenger RNA, 470 nt
Organism: Macrobrachium nipponense
Lineage: Eukaryota; Metazoa; Arthropoda; Malacostraca; Decapoda; Palaemonidae
Product: large ribosomal subunit protein uL3m-like
Exons: 3
Coding region: 23-451 (142 amino acids)
Biological process (GO): translation
Cellular component (GO): ribosome; mitochondrial large ribosomal subunit
Molecular function (GO): structural constituent of ribosome
Source: RefSeq, a predicted model, not a curated record